CUUCUUUCUCCCCCUUCUCCCAUUCCCUUCUUUAUAUCUUUACUCUGCCCACAUUUUCUCUUUCAUCCUGCUUCUCAUAUCGUGGAAACACAGAACAAGUCUACAACACACUACACCACUCCAUAAUCUUUGAAAUUACUGCACAAAGGUGAGUGGAAUCACUAUCCGAGAUCCAAUUAAACAUGAAACAUAUGAUUUUUCUACUUGUCACUUUCAAGAUUAUAAAGAAGAAGCUAACAAAGCUACGUGAGAGUAUGGGUUUUCAAACAGCACAUAACACUAAGCUGAUAUCACAACCUGAUUUGAAGGCAAAGGAAGACUCGUGCGAUGGUCUAAUUCCAAGGCCACUAAACUUUACUCAGUUCACUCCCUCUGGUUAUGAUUCGUGGCUGGUAAAGCACCCUUCUGCAUUGAGCUCGUUUGAUAGAUUGAUGAAAGCUGCCAUUGGGAAAAGGAUCGUCGUAUUUUUAGAUUAUGAUGGUACCUUAUCACCCAUUGUAAAUGACCCUGAUCGUGCUUUCAUGUCCGAUGAGAUGCGUGCAGCAGUAUCUGAAGUUGCUACUUAUUUUCCAACAGCAAUAAUCAGUGGAAGAAGCCGAGAGAAGGUAAAAGAUUUUGUGAAGUUAAAUAAUUUAUAUUAUGCUGGGAGUCAUGGUAUGGACAUAAUGGCACCAUCAGGACCAAUUAGAUCUUCUGACGGCAACCACCAAUGCUACAACAACACUCUUGACACAAAUGGCAAUGAAGUUCCAUUUCAACCUGCCAAGAAGUUUUUACCUGCAAUUCAAGAGAUAUUAAGAAAAUUGGAGAAUGUAAUAAAGGACAUAGAAGGUGCAAAAAUAGAAAACAACAGAUUCUGCAUCUCUGUACAUUUCAGGCAGGUUCAUGAAAAGGAUUAUAACAAAUUGGAAGAGAAAGUGAAGUCUGUGCUUGGAAAGAAUCCACUGUUCUGCUUGACUGAGGGUAAAAAGGUUAUGGAAAUAAGGCCAUCAAUAGAAUGGAACAAAGGAAAUGCUGUUGAAUAUUUUCUUGACACAUUAGGAUUAAGCAGUUCCAGCAAUUUCCUUCCUGUAUAUAUUGGUGAUGAUAAAACUGAUGAAGAUGCUUUUAAGGUUAUAAAAAGAAUGGGGCAAGGUUAUCCGAUUAUAGUGUCUUCGACUCCAAGAGAAACCGAUGCUUUGUACUCUCUGCGUGAUCCAUCAGAAGUACUAAUCUUCUUGUCAAGGCUAGCAAAAUGGACGAAGACAUAUUACUCAAGAAGGCCUUUAAAUAUUGGUAAUUAAGAUAAGAUAUAGAAUAUAAAUCAUCAAAGUGAAAGUUUUAGAGUAUGCAUAGUUACUUCCCACAAUGGUUUUUGGAGAAGUGGGUAGGAUACUUGUUACUUAUUUUCCUUCAAUUAGUAGUUGGUUUGUAAAAUAACAUUGUAUAUGUAAUAUAUGUUUCCCUUCUGUAAAAAA
Molecule: messenger RNA, 1457 nt
Organism: Medicago truncatula (barrel medic)
Lineage: Eukaryota; Viridiplantae; Streptophyta; Magnoliopsida; Fabales; Fabaceae
Product: probable trehalose-phosphate phosphatase 2
Exons: 11
Coding region: 183-1283 (366 amino acids)
Biological process (GO): trehalose biosynthetic process
Molecular function (GO): trehalose-phosphatase activity
Source: RefSeq, a predicted model, not a curated record